CUAGGCUCGACCUCCAUGAGUAUAGUAACGGCCUCUAAGGAUUUUUAGCUUAUUUCUUUUGCCGCUUUUCCAUUUUCUUUGAUGAUCGCUGGACGGAAUCUCCAAUUAUGGAAAAACCAAGCCGUAUCGCGUUGGCAGACACGAUCAUUGUCCGUGAGCGCAAGAUCCGCUGAACAAGAAAAGUUGCCGUUUUCCAUUUAUAUUCACUGGCCUUAUUGUGAAAGCAAAUGCACCUAUUGUAAUUUCAAUAAAUAUGUGAAUCCUGAAGAACCACCUGUAGAGCGUUUGACGGCGAGUAUGAUCCGUGAAUUGGAUCAUUACUUGACGCAUCCUUCUUUUGGCUUACGGGAUCGACCUAUCCAUUCCGUCUAUUUUGGUGGCGGGACUCCAAGUCUAGCUCCAGCAAGCACGAUUGAAAAAUUACUGAAUACAAUUGAUACGCAUGUCAGACUACGGCCCAAUACAGAAAUCACCCUGGAGGCGAAUCCUACGUCGAUAGAGACGGCGAAAUUGCUGGAUUUUCGCAAAGCUGGUGUCAAUCGAUUAUCCAUGGGAAUUCAGUCCUUUAACGAUCGUGAUCUCAAGCUUUUAGGAAGAGAUCACACCGCGUCCGAAUCCAUACGCUCAUUGGCAACAGCCAGAAAGAUCUUUGACGCUCAAGGUCUCACGUUUGAUCUGAUCUUUGCACGACCAGGUCAAACCCUCUCAGAUUGGCAGCAAGAGCUCAAGCAAGGGUUGGACAUUGCAGGCAAUCACUUGUCGCUUUAUCAACUAUCAAUGGAACGAAGCACACCUCUCGACAAGUUGGCACGCAAAGGGCUGUUGCCGCCUUUGCCUACGCCCGAUGAGGCUGCAGACAUGUAUGAAGACACAAUCAGGUUGACCAAGGAGCAUGGCUUCCAACAUUAUGAAGUAUCCAACUACUGCAAAACACAGGCCGCCAUCAGUCGACAUAAUUUCGCUUAUUGGCAAGGAUUGGAUUUUCUCGGAAUCGGACCUGGAGCGCACGGUCGAUUGACCAUGCUCGAUCAACGUCGCUUCCGCACCUUUGGUGAAUUUCAUCCAGAAAAGUACAUGGCGCUGUGCGAGCAAGAAGGGGAAGGUAUUCGCCAAAUGAAAGCCAUUGACUCGGCUGCAUUUAUGGAGGAGCUUAUCGUGUUUGGACUGCGGACACGCAUGGGCGUAGGGAGAGCUACGUUUGAACAACUCACGGGUGGCAUGUCGUUGGACAAGAUGCUGAAUAAGGAAGCAUUGAGUGCUUGCAUAGAAGCUGGUUUUCUGAUAAGUGACAAUCAAUGCAUCGAUGUAUCGAGGAUGGCGAAAUACAGCCCUGAGGAAUUUUUGUCACAAUGGCUCCCUCGCGGAGGCAUCCGUCCGACAGAAGCCGGGCUUGCGCGCAUGGAUUCUAUUCUUCCCAACAUUUUGAAUACCACUUUAUAAAGGCUGAAAGCAGACCCACAGGCUGGAU
Messenger RNA from Radiomyces spectabilis, 1468 nucleotides. RefSeq names its product coproporphyrinogen III oxidase. Gene Ontology annotation, biological process: porphyrin-containing compound biosynthetic process. Gene Ontology annotation, molecular function: 4 iron, 4 sulfur cluster binding; coproporphyrinogen oxidase activity. The record is from RefSeq and is a predicted model, not a curated record. Gene Ontology annotation, cellular component: cytoplasm. Bases 82 to 1440 code for a protein of 452 amino acids. The transcript is spliced from 16 exons. NCBI's taxonomy places the organism in Eukaryota, Fungi, Mucoromycota, Mucoromycetes, Mucorales, Radiomycetaceae.